AUGACAACUGUUAUAGUAAUGUUGUUCCCGAUCUGGGUUGGUCUUCCUUUUACUAUAACAAAGUCAAAAGGUCAAACCCACUGGGGAUCAAGGAGUAUACAAGUACUGCGGUUAACUAUCUUCAGAUUUUACGGAUUCAUCAAAAUAAUGUCCGACAGUAAAAGGAAGACCAACCCAGAUCGGAAACGACAAAAGAUGGAGACGCCGGGGUUCGAACCCGGGGCCUUUCGCAUGCAAAGCGAAUAUGAUACCACUACAUCACAUCCCCAUAUAUACAUGGACACAAGUGCGGUGACAAUAGAAUUCUUUGUAAUUGAGGUAUUUGGGAUUGUUUAUGGGUUAGUAUCUCAAUAA
Molecule: messenger RNA, 354 nt
Organism: Phycomyces blakesleeanus NRRL 1555(-)
Lineage: Eukaryota; Fungi; Mucoromycota; Mucoromycetes; Mucorales; Phycomycetaceae
Exons: 3
Coding region: 1-354 (117 amino acids)
Source: RefSeq, a predicted model, not a curated record